CAACAGCAGCUGCCGCCGCUGCCGUUGUGGUCGAAUUAUUAUCAGUACCUUUUUAUUGUGUUAUCCCUGUUUGGUGGUGACGGAUGGUCCAGGAAUUGACGUGUGUUCCUGGCUAAUCGCAGCGAUGGCUUAGUGGUUGAUGUUUCGUGUGGUGUCUUAUCUGGCAGGGAGUGGUAAUGUUUUAUGGCCGCAUCAAUUUAAUGUGAUACCACGAGAGCAACGUGAUUCUAGCGUGAGUGAGUGUGUCUCGUUGGCGAGCGCAGCGGCAGCUCCCGAGAUGGAGGAAGUCGUGCGCGGGUUCCUCACUAUGGGCGACGCUGCGAGCCACCAACGUGUGCUCGAGUACUUCGAACAACUGAAGCGGUUGCCUGAUGGUUGGCAGCAGUGCGUGUCGGUAGUCACAACAACAGACAUGGACGAUGCAAGUCGAUUUGUCUGUUUAAACGUGAUUGAGCACUAUGUGAAGACCCAGUAUGCGACAGCCGGGGAGCAGGAGCAGAAUAUUCUGCGGAUGAUGGUGACGCAAUGGAUGACUCGUGCCGGCCAGGCUGAUCGGCCGCGCGAUGCAGUCUUCGUGUCAAACAAAUUCGCAUACAUUGUCACACAGAUUGUGGUUGUUGAUUUCCCGACGCGCUGGCGGACAUUCUUCUGCGAUUUGAUGUCGAUCACGAUGAAGCCAGCCUGGGACCUUUACUUGCGCAUUCUAACAGCGAUUAAUCAGGACAUAGCGGAGAGGGAUAUGCAUCGCACCCCAAAGGAGGCUGCCCGGGGCACUUUUAUUAAAGAUUCUAUGCGCGAAACGUGCGUACCCCAGAUCGUCGACACGUGGUAUAACAUUCUGAUGUCGCCAGGUUGUGAGCCGUCUGUGUACGCUCAGUGCUUACAGACAGUCGGUAUGUACGUGUCGUGGAUAGACCUUGGCCUCGUAUUUAACGAGCGCAUGAUGUCACUGCUACUGACGUUUCUUGCUCGUGAAGGUGAAGUACGUGAAGCAGCCGUUGAAUGCUUCACGGAGAUUGUUCACAAGGGAAUGGAGCCUGCCGCUAAAAUUCAACUUGUACUCAGCCUUUUUGGUGCUCUUCAGCCGACACUCGAAGCUGUAUCUCCUGCAACACCCGAUGACGAAAUCGAUUUUGUCAUUAAACUCUCGAAAAUGCUCAACUUUAUGAUGACGCACGCAUUAUUGUCCUGUCAAAAAGUUAGUCCAAGGAGGAAUAGUAAUCUGGACCCCGAGCAGAUGGCGAUUAUGCAAUCAGGAUGGGACCUUAUUGAACAACGGCUAUUUCCGCUUGUGGUAAAGUUGUUCGCCCAUCCAGAUGACGAUGUGUCUGGCGCAGUUAGUGAAGGCAUUAGGGAGUAUCUGCAGUUCAUGAAGCAACGACCGUAUAGCGGAGUGCAAAGGGAUAUUGUGCGGCGCAUCCUCUAUGUGAUCGUGACUAAGUACAAGUUUGAGCCGGAUUACGAUUUCGACUCGGCUGGCGAGAACGAAGCAGACUUUAUGGAGUUUCGUCGGACCCUUAAGGUUCUGUUCGAUAAUAUCGCACAGCUGGAUAAAGAACUGGUUCUUAGUGUGGUUCAAGAGCUUGUACGAACUACGCUGGCGACGUGGAAAACUCUACCUUUCCAGGAUGUUGAAGUAGCUAUCGCCUUCCUCUACCUCCUAGGUGAGGCCGUCCCACAACAAAGCAGUGAGGUCAUUUCGAUGAUGAUUGCCAGUCUCAUUUCAAGUAAUGUGUCAUCACAUCCGCACACAUCUGUACGUUUGCAGUUUUUCGAAACAUGCGCCCGGUUUGAAAAGUUGUUUACUGCAGAGAUGUUACCACCAAUCAUCGCAGCAUUUCUUGACGGGCGUGGUCUACGUUCGACAAACCCUAAUGUCCGCUCCCGUUGCAGUUAUCUUUUCUCGAAAAUGAUCAAGUCGAACAAAAGCAAGCUCGAGGGCUACGUUGAAGAGAUCCUGUGUCGUCUUCACGAUCUGCUGCUGCUGCCGGAAUUCAAUCAGGCAAUGGAUCCGAAUAAGUUGUCUGCUGAUGACCAGCUGUACUUAUACGAGGCGACGGCAGUCCUGAUCAUUACUGGUCAAUACUCUACGGAAAAAAAAGAACAGCUACUACGCCAGUUAUUGUCUCCUCUCAUGCAGAGUUACACAAUGUAUGAAAGCCAGUUGAUGCUUCAACCGCUCCAGUCGCCUCUUCGUCAGCAGAUGGCUGAGCAGAUGUGCCAUGCCAUUGCAUUAACAUCCCGGACGAGCAAAGCGUUUACGAGCAUCCAGACGAUGCGGGCAUGUUGCUGCGUAGAGAUCUACAUUGAGGCAAUAUCGGUGUUUGGUAAAGCUUUAACACUAGCGAAUCCCACAGACGAUCCGGCCGUUGCCUCGGUGCAUACGGCGUUACGACAGUUUUUGCAUCGUAUGGUUGUCUGUUUGCACAGCAGCGAGCUGAUCCCAUUUAUGUCUCAUACGCUGGGAACCAUGCUGGGUGUACAGAACGCACAACAGCCGAUACCACAGCCGUGUGUGAAUCUGUUGGAACGGACUCGUCCGCUUCAGGAAACCAUCCCGCUGAUUAGCCAAAUUCUAGCCAAAUUCAAACGGGAGAAUCUGCCGAUCAUGCAAAGCAGUGUACCGUUGAUGCGGGACCUCUUUUUACCGACGGUGCAGUUAAUUUUUAAGUGCCUCGAAGUACCGAUAGAGUCCAGCGACCAAGUGUCACUCAAAGAUCGUCAAACUCUGCAGCGGGCGUAUUUUGGGCUUAUCCAAGCUAUGGUCUCGGCGGACAUUUUAACCGAAGUAAUAUCGCCCCAAGAAACCCUGCAGUUGGAGAAGGUGUUCAGCACGAUCAUUCAAGGUGCCGUCGAUUUUCCUGACCCUGUAGCGCAAAAAACAUGCUUCUCGAUUCUACGGAAAAUGGUCGAAUCCUGGGGAAAAUGCUCAAACAAUGUUGCAUUCAUACGUUUUAUGUACGACGCCAUACUUCCAGCCUGCUUCCAGGCACCACUUAAGGACACAUUUGACCUAACAGAUGCGCAGACAGCACUCGUCCUUACUGAAAGCGCACACUGCGUCCAGAGUAUUUUCAAGGCUCGGCGAGAAGAGCUUCUUUUGUUUCUGAGCAACGAACUGCUGCCUAAGUUAAGUUUAGAUGGGGCCCAGAUCCAAGACUUUAGGGACCAUAUGCAGCAAGAUAUUAAAUUUUUUCGACCAUACUUCAAAAGUUUAUUCGAACAUUUACGCAAGCGGACCGGUCUAUAGCCCAGUGAUUCAGCCGGCGCCCUCAAACAAUCGCGUAACGGGCGGCGGUGCUUUUGAAAGCGAACCACGUAAAUUUGAUUGCAAUAUCGACAGUCGCGUCAUUUAUAUAUCGUUAUAAUAGCUGUUCGAAGCCAUUCGUACGAGUUGUCGACUUUGCUAAGCAAUCCGCUGUCGCCAAGAUAUACAAGCAACCAAUUCGUACAGCGGGAACAGAAAGAACCGUGCCGAAUGGACGCCAGAAAUCACUUACCAUGUAUUAUGGACUCCACUAGCUAAUCUAAUUAAUUUAUCCAUGCCAAACGGAGUACAUACCGUUUGCAUUGUUUUCAAGUAUUUCUACACUGCGCGUCUCUGUUGUUCAUUCGCACUUCACGAAUCUGCCUGCUUUAACGGCAACGGACGAAUGUUGAAAGCACAGAAAUAUGCUGCGGUACGCGCUGCCUACACCUCGUUUGGUCGCUAGUCCUAUCAUAGAUAAAAAUAUUGUUAUUCAAACGAUGAUGGUGGUGAUGAUGACCGACGACGUAAGAAUUGUGCAUGAGAAUAACUACACGGUGGCUACAAUAAGGCUAGCUAUGAUAUUACUCCUAUAAAUUAAGAAAACUUACUUCUGCACCGAGCUAGCGGACGCUAAUCUAUCGGCGGACGCUAGCGGAUCUAGCGGACGCUUCAAUCUACUGAGUUGUCGACCGAAGUGGAGUUGGACGGGCAUAAAGAGGGAACAAGAUGGUCAGGAGGUCGUCGCUUAUGUUUCCACUCACCGAGUCGAUUCAGCUAACAAGAUGUCCGUAAAGAGAUACAUUAUAUUGAUUCGGACUCUAGUGUUGAUUGGAGAAAACUCCCGCUCGCUUUUGUCACAGCUACUCUUAUAUGUGGUAAGAGUAAAAAAGGGGGAAAAAUUCUACAUUUCUUCACGCUACUGAAAACAAUGUAACCGGUAAAUGAGUGCUGUAGAUACUAGAUAAAUUCCGACCACUGCUCAACAAAAAAACGAUGUCCACAGUAAGGCUAUAGGACUUUUCGCACGUCCAUGCCUCAAAAUGAAAUUAUUUUCGCGGUCGACAACGCGAUGGCAACGGCAGCUGCAGCAACAGCUGUGAGCUAAUGUAUGUACAUUAUUUUUUUUUGUUUCUGCCUUGUUUAUCAUUUGUUUAUAAAUAGAUAUCCGUAAUAUAUAUGUGACACUUGUGUUUGUCGUGGUUCUUUACUGAACAUAGAACCGUGAAAGAGUAGGUAAUCGUAAAAGGCAUAGAUGUGCAUAAGAUACACGAAUAGAGGCGUAUCUCAAUGGGAAUUUGAAUUAUGGCUUACUUUUUCUCAUAAACUCGCAUUAGAGGAGUAUAUUGUCAAAAAAAAAAGUGAACUCUAUAAAUUUCUCAAUUUAAUUUCGGCAUGACAACCUUGUUGGUAGUUCACUAAGCAGAAGCAGGUCAUUUUUAGCUGACCGAAUACGAGAAAGGUAUUUGAACAUGCUAUUUUCUAAAUAGCGAUUUCAUCUCCUGUGUUUUUUUGUCUGUGUUAGUAGCUAUGUGAGGUGUGGGGCGGCAUGAACCAGGGGUGAUGGCAGUCGUUGCUAUAGGCGCGCGUAUGCCUGGUCUGUUUAUGAUUUGGUCGUACUAAAGUGAGCGCGUCAAUUUGUGGAGUUACGUCAUUUUAUGGAGGGCCCUGUUGCCUAAAGGCGAAAGAGCUCACUCAAAUUAUGGUAAAGAAGCAAAACAUAUAACAGUGUAAUAAAAUAACUGUGUCGCGAUAUAUAUAAAAACAUUAUCGGAUUUACAUAAAGUACGUACUACUGUAAGCAGUAGCAGUUCUAUGGCCAACGGCUGAAUAUAAUGUCAAUGAAAUGCAAAGCUAGAUAAAAGAAUACGAUAGAAAGCGGACACGAUAUGCUGAAGUGAGAAGAUGAGGUCAGCGUUUGCGUGUUAUUACCUGUGAACGCUCGUUGAUUUUGACUGUUGUAUAUAAAAGGGGUGGACGUAACACAUAGCAUACGGUUGAACGUAUGGACAAGAAUAUGUUACCGGCGAUCAUGUAGCGAAGACAUAGCGACUAGCAGAUCAAGAAAACAUUAGUUUGAACAUGGUUUGCAGUGUUAUUAACGUCUGGAAGCUAAGCGGGUACUGACCAACGAUCAACUUGAUAAAUAUCAGGUUGGCAAUGAUAUAUAGAGACAAAUCUAUUAUAGUCUACCUCAAUUGCUCAUAGAGACCCGAAACUCCGUUGUAGAACAAAUUGAUGAUGAUGGCGGCAAAGAACAGGUUUCUUUAUUAAAGAACGGCUACGGCGUGCGCCGUUGCAAAAAACAAUCAAAAUUGUUUUCUUGCGGUUAAUUCUUUUCAAUAAUGUACCUAUGAGUGAAAUCCCAGCGGGAAGUCGCAAUGAAAGACGCAUGAAGAUAUGCAUGCAUUCUAAAAAAGUGAAAAAAUAUAGGUAUAUAAGGUGAAACUGUGUCGUCGAAAUAUUCAACGAGAACGGUUUAUCUGUAAAGCGCGUGUGAGAUACGGAUAUAGUGGCAAGGUCAACAUCUAACGAUGAAAUUACGCAAAUGUUGAAUGCUCUUUUUAGCGCAGCACUGUCAAAAGAAUUCUUGGAAAGAGUAUUUAACUCUUUUCCGUAGCACGUUUGGAAGACGAAAUACAACGAGAAUGAGGUAGGCUUGUGAAGAUUGAUGCUGAUUGAUUACAAGAAAGACACAACGCAGGUGACUCUAGCAUGUAGGGAAAAAUCUAUCUGUAUUAUAUUUUUGUUACAAGCUAAUAGCUUAAGAAAUAAUAAAUGAUAACAAUGUUAGGCUGGGCAGCGCGAUAUUUGAACAGAAAGUUGGAAAUACAGGAAAAAUAGGCACUUGAAAAAAAAAAAUGCAAAAAGCAAAAGGAUGAGUCAACAAAAUUUUAAGUUUUUUGGUAGCAGAGACCAGUAUGGAAUUAAACUAGUAAUUAAUAAGCGAUUAUGGAAGUUUAAAGCAAACACGUUUUACAUAAAUAAACAAGACGACGAAGAAGAGAAAACUAAAAAACCUGAGUUCACGCAAUGAGCCAAGUAUAUAUAUACAUAUAUAUAUACCCCAUAAUAUAGAAGUGAAUAUAUUUCGUGUAAUAAUAGUUAUAUAAAGAAUUACUAUUGUCUGUGACUUAUAAGAAGGGUAGAAUACUAUAGAGAAAAGAUAAAUGAUGCCACGAAGAGGCUUCGAGGCUGGUUACAGCGGACGCGUAGUCUUUAGUGGUUAGACUGUCUACGUUUAUUCAUCGCAGACAUUUUUCGGCGAACGCUUAUCGUUAAAACUAUUGAUUGAUGAAAGUCUAUUAUUGAUAAAACCAAGGAAGAAGUGAACAUAUGGAGAACGAGUGAAGCUUAAAGUAUAUAUAUAUAUAUAUAUAUAUAUAUAUAUAUAUAUAUAUAUAUAUAUAUAUAUAUAUAUAUAUCAUGAGGUGAAUAUUAUAUAUUCAUUUCAUUGGAGAUCAUCUGAACCCGAGGUCUUUUUUACCCAAAAGAAACAAAUGGAGUGAAAAGGCUGGACGUGUUAUAAUUAGAGAAGAAAAAUUAUUGCACAAUGUCUGUUAACCAACUAGUUAAACCAGAUUGUUGUAAACAAGCGAAAAUUAGCCUCGGCUAAGCAAACUUCGCUGGAGCCGUAAAAUGCCAGGCAAAUUCGAUUCGUUAAGUUAGAUGAAAAAUAGAAAAACAAUGAUAUAUACAAAAGUUCCAUUCUUUCGACUACACAAGCAUUAGCACAGCUGCAAUUGGAAAACCUGCCCGUAAAUUUUUGGAGACUGUUGAUGUCUGUAACGCAUAAAAUAUAUGAUGCGUGGGUUUAUCAAGAAUUGUGGGGUCAGGCAUAAGUCAACUUUAUUUGCAUUUUUGUAAAUACAUUUCUAACUGUAGACUCGUUAUUUUCAAAAUGUGUAGCAACCGUUUGGUUAUUUCAUGGACGCUUUGGAUAGCUGGUGAAUUGCUAAAGGAAAUAUAGAAUUGACAACAGAAAAACACGUAACCGUUUUGCCCGACAUUUGUCGAAUCCGUGGAACAUUGUUUGGACAAAAGAAACAUUGAACAUUACUGUUGCAGUCACUCAGAAGUUCGUAUCAUUGCAAGAAAUUAUUUGCAAUAAACUCCAUUGGCGUUAUUUUUUACUGAAAAUAACUGGCUGCUAAGCAUUUUCUUUUAGGUUGUCUAUUUUUAUAUGGAAACGACUUGGAUUCAACGAAAGUAUAAUUUAUAGCAUAAAGCAAUAUAGGAAUUAUCUUUAUCUUAUUAUUAUUAUUAUGAUGAAACGUCAACCGGCAUCGGUAUUACAACGAAAUUAUGCAUU
Varroa destructor (honeybee mite) is the source of this 7559-nucleotide messenger RNA. RefSeq names its product exportin-T-like. Gene Ontology annotation, biological process: tRNA re-export from nucleus. Gene Ontology annotation, molecular function: tRNA binding; small GTPase binding. Gene Ontology annotation, cellular component: cytoplasm; nuclear matrix; nuclear pore. NCBI's taxonomy places the organism in Eukaryota, Metazoa, Arthropoda, Arachnida, Mesostigmata, Varroidae. The record is from RefSeq and is a predicted model, not a curated record.